Molecule: messenger RNA, 2112 nt
Organism: Endocarpon pusillum Z07020
Lineage: Eukaryota; Fungi; Ascomycota; Eurotiomycetes; Verrucariales; Verrucariaceae
Exons: 2
Coding region: 1-2112 (703 amino acids)
Biological process (GO): 7-methylguanosine mRNA capping
Cellular component (GO): nucleus
Molecular function (GO): mRNA 5'-cap (guanine-N7-)-methyltransferase activity
Source: RefSeq, a predicted model, not a curated record
AUGUCAGAGACACCAUCAGAUCCAGCUGCUACUCGUACUGGGCGCCGCCGCUCGUCCGUAGUCUACGAUCCGGCAAGGGACGUCUUUCAGCCAGCCCCAGACUCUCUUCCCACCGUGACCGAGGAGAGGGUGCAGGCUGCUGCAAAUGGAGGGGCCCCUGAGCAAGGUCUCGACCAUAAACCUCACUCCGACUCCAUCCCAAGAAUACCGCUGUCAACCAUGACACCCGAGAUUGGCAAGAAGCGCCAACGCUCCCCAUCUCCAACGUCGAGACAAGCAAGCUCAGAUGACAGGCCUUUAUCACCACCGCCGGAGAAGAAGAGGCGUUCGUCUAUCACUGAGCAGUCACUUCCUUCUGGCUCAUCAAGGAUACCUUCACCUCCUGCGCAGAAAUUGUCUGAGCCUUCCCUUACGAACUCUACUCACGCGUUAAAACCGCAUGUUGAUGCCAAAGUUUCUGUAGAUCAUUCGACAAGCUCAAGUACACUCCGUCAAGAUGGGCAGAUGUCUUCACAAGGUGGCAGAUCUCCUCAGUCGAGAAGCAUCCAUCCUCUGCACACAGACCGCAGUCACAUCGAUGAAAAAGAUGAUAAUCGCAACGAUGGCAGUAGCCAACGCCGUCGCUCACCUCAACGUCGCCGUAAUGGCGAGCGUUAUAGCCCCGCUCCUCGCCGCUCACGAACCCGCUCUCCCAUCCGCAGACGAUCACCAAAAUCUAACACCCGUUCUGUUUAUGGACGCCGUGACCCGCCACCGGCUCCCCGUCGCUCUCGCUCCCCAUCUCCUAUCCGACGCUCGCCUCCCAGGGAAGAACAACCAAUGCGCCGACCAGGCGGCGGGACCGGUCGAGGCCGCAAUGUGCUAGCAAUCGCCCAGCGACUAGCUGAAGAACGUGAACGUCAAGAGGAAGCCCAGAACGCGCAGAUACAGCGCGACCGCGGUGUUCAGCAAAUGUCGAAUCAAUUCUACAAUGCCCGACCAGAGUGGGUGAAGGAGCGGGGCAGAGAUUGGCGGAAGAAUGAAUCGAAGAUCAAGGGACUCCGGAGCUUCAACAAUUGGAUCAAGAGCUGUAUUAUCCAGAAGUUCUCUCCUGAAGAAGCACCGCAAGUCGAGGAGUUGGGGUGGGGAGAAGAGCCCACGGCGCCCGCUGAGCGAAAGCCGUUAUUAGUGUUGGAUCUUGGAUGCGGUAAAGGUGGAGACUUGGGGAAAUGGCAACUUGCACCUCAAACUGUUGGCCUUUACGUAGGGCUAGAUCCAGCGCAUCAGAGCAUCAGGCAGGCACACGAACGGUACAAUGAGAUGCGGCGGCGCAGAAAACCCAUUUUCGAUGCAAGAUUUCACGUCAAAGACUGUUUCGGAGAGUGGGUUGGAGAGAUCCCCAUUGUCAAAGAAGUGGGCAUCGACCCGAACGCUGGACAUGGUGGCCCGAGCAAAUGGUCUGGCGGUGGCUUCGAUGUCGUCACCAUGAUGUUCAGUAUGCAUUACGCAUUUGAAAGCGAGCAGAAAGCCCGCAUGAUGCUACGGAACGUUGCGGGAGCGCUGAAGAAGGGCGGACGCUUCAUUGGCGUCGUGCCCAACAGCGACGCCAUCGCCGAGCAGGUGGUCAAAUGGUGUAGAGCCAACAAGGACAAGAAGCAUGGGGGUGCUGAAGUCACGCAUGGUGAAGCGAACCCCAACUCAACUCCAGCACCAAACGGUCAAGAAGCCACCAAACCCGAUCAACAAACCGACGAAUCCUUCAACUCACCCCCCCACUGGGGCAACUCCCUCUACUCCGUCCGCUUCGGCACCGACCGUCCCGUCCCCCAGGACGGUGUCUUCCGCGACCCUCCAUUCGGCUGGAAAUACAUGUACUGGAUGGAAGAAGCGGUUGAUGUGCCCGAGUACGUGGUCCCCUGGGAAGCGUUCCGCGCUGUUGCGGAGGGUUUCAAUCUCGAACAGCGGUAUCGGAAGCCGUUCUUGGAGGUGUGGGAGGCGGAAAGCCGGGAUAGAGAGCUGAGAGAGCUGGCGGGCAGGAUGGGCGUGCUUGAUCGGGAGGGGAAUCUUGGGAUUACUGGCGAGGAGAGGGAGGCGGUGGCUUUUUAUCAUGCUUUUUGUUUUGUGAAGGUUUGA